Eurytemora carolleeae is the source of this 1295-nucleotide messenger RNA. Its product is annotated as aquaporin AQPAe.a. Lineage: Eukaryota; Metazoa; Arthropoda; Copepoda; Calanoida; Temoridae. Gene Ontology annotation, cellular component: plasma membrane. The transcript has 8 exons. Gene Ontology annotation, molecular function: water channel activity. Bases 39 to 827 code for a protein of 262 amino acids. Gene Ontology annotation, biological process: transmembrane transport. The record is from RefSeq and is a predicted model, not a curated record.
CUAGAAUCUACGAAAUAAGACUAUAUAGCGUGGCUAAAAUGAGGUUUCCAUAUCUUGGACUUGAAGAACUCAAGGAUACUACUACACUCUUUAAACAAGUUGUUGCAGAAUUCUUAGGAACUCUCAUUCUGGUGUUUGUUGGAUGUGGAAGCUGUAUAGGAGGAGAGGAUGAGGGGGAUCAUCAAUCAAAGUUUGUCAGGAUUGCUCUGUGUUUCGGAGUAACAGUUGCAACCCUGGCGCAGGCUCUAGGACAUGUCUCCGGGUGCCAUGUAAACCCAGCAGUUACUGCAGGACUUGCAGCGGGGGGAAAGAUUGGAUUUGCCCGCGGAUGCAUAUAUGUUCUGGCGCAAAACUUCGGAGCCAUCGCCGGAGCUGGUCUACUCAGGGGACUUGUUUCUACAGAGCUACGAGGUGGAGCUGGUCUUGGAGCUACUGGAGUUGAUCCUAACCUUUCAAUAGUACAGGCUGUAGGAGUAGAGAUGAUGAUUACUAUGGUUCUGGUUCUAACUGUAUACGGAGCAGCUGCAGAUGAAAACAAUACUGAGAGUGUGAAGGGAAGUGCUCCUCUAGCAAUCGGUCUCUCCAUCGCUACAUGUCAUCUCUUUGCAAUCCCUCUGACAGGCUCCAGCAUGAAUCCUGCAAGAACUCUGGGCCCAGCAGUGAUCACUGGAAACUUUGCUCAUCACUGGAUUUACUGGGUCGGACCUAUCCUAGGGGGUGUUGCUGCAGGACUCAUCUACCAGCUAGUUCUCAAGGCCCCGGAGAAGAAGAACAACUACUCUCCCUGCUCCGUAGUUGAGGGAGAUGUCAAGCUCGGAGAUGCAUAAGCACCUGAAGUCCCUAGACUAUAGCUCCUGGAGAACCUAGAUCCUAAACUAGCUACUGGAGAACCUAGAUCCUAAUCUAGCUCCUGGAGAACCUAUAUCCUAAACUAGCUCCUGGAGAACCUAGAUCCUAAACUAGCUCCUGGAGAACCUAGAUCCUAAACUAGCUCCUGGAGAAUCUAGAUCCUAAACUAGCUCCUGGAGAACCUAGAUCCUUAACUAGCUCCUGGAGAACCUAGAUCCAAAACUAGCUCCUGGAGAACCUAGAUCCUAAACUAGCUCCUGGAGAACCUAGAUCCUAAACUAGAUCCUUGAGAAUUUAGAUCCUAAACUAGCUCCUGGAGAACCUAGAUCCUAAACUAGAUCCCGGAGAAUUUAGAUCCUGAACAAGCUCCUGGAGCAACACAAAUCUAAUCUAGAUUGUUUGGUUGAAAUGUUUGUAUUGGAAUUGUAGUAAAAGUUUUAAUAAGA